GUUUGUGUUAUUUGUACUAUUACUAUUACUGUUACUAUUACUAUGUGUACUCCGUAAAUGAUCUCAUACUAUACUGUAUAUAAUGUAUACUAUACUAUACUGUAUACUAUACUAUAUACUGUAUACUAUACUGUAUACUCUACUGUUCUGUACACUGUUCUGUACACUGUUCUGUAUACUGUUACUAUUACAACAUCUCUACUAUACUCCAUUCUGCAAUCCAACGUUGUGACUUCCUCGAGGCGAUGGUAUAUCUCACUCAAUCUAACAGAUGCAAAAAAUAUCCUGUACAUUCCACUGGAAAACAGCAUAGACAACUGACUUGCACAUAAGUACUUAUACUAGCACUGCAAAGUAUUCGUAUUCACUAUACUAUCAUUGACUACAGCACUGACUAUACUAGCACUGACUAUACUAGUACUACUAUACCUCUG
Scheffersomyces amazonensis is the source of this 434-nucleotide messenger RNA. RefSeq lists its product as uncharacterized. The transcript has a single exon. The coding region runs from base 58 to 321 and encodes 87 amino acids. The record is from RefSeq and is a predicted model, not a curated record. NCBI's taxonomy places the organism in Eukaryota, Fungi, Ascomycota, Pichiomycetes, Serinales, Debaryomycetaceae.